This is a messenger RNA of Myodes glareolus (Bank vole), 732 nucleotides long. The record is from RefSeq and is a predicted model, not a curated record. Lineage: Eukaryota; Metazoa; Chordata; Mammalia; Rodentia; Cricetidae.
AUGCCACUGACUUUGACUCAACCAUGCUCCUCAGGGACUUUCCUGAUGCUGUUGCUGUCAAGCCUACUCCUGUGGGAGGGAGUGGCCUCUGCGCCCAUGAAUAUCAGUAACACUGGCCUUAGUGAAGUGUCCCUCAAAGACCUAUUGGAAAAUGCCACUAUACUGUCUGAGAACAUCAGUGACCUUGCUAGAGACAUGCGCCUAGAAUUUAUCUUAAGUUUGUACCAGAACAAGGAAAUGGAUAAACUCUCAAAACACUGCCACAUUCUUCCCAUCGAAUCUCCUAACCCAAAAGAGGAUGUCAGGAAGACCUUGGUUGAAGACCUAUCAAAUACGACACUCCGUAUACUGCGUGACUGGAAAGAUCCUCUGAAACAUCUAGUGAAGGAACUCAGUGCUAUGCCAGGGGUCCCCGAUGUUAUCCUGUCAAUGGCCAAAGCCAUUGAGGACCAACACAAAAUCUUUCUAGAGCACUUCGAGAAGCUAGUACAUAAGGUUAAUCCUGCAAUCCAAGAAAAUGAAGACUUCCCAGUCUGGUCAGAUCUGGGAACUUUGCAGAUAACUGAUGAAAGAAUUCAUUUUUUUGCUCUAUAUAUGUAUUCGUUCUGCCUGCAACUUGACCUGCAAAUAGCUGAAUAUUAUAUCCGUCUCCUGAAAUGUGUAUACGUGACUGGUGACAUCUGUUUCUUUCAAUCACGUGGUACACCUUCAUGAAGCUUCUUUUAAUUUUAU